ACGAAGAUUAAGAUUAAUCCAUAAGCAUUUACAACUUCUUUAAAAUUAUAAAUUUAUGAAUUAAAAAAUAAGUUAAUUUCUUGGUAGCAUUCAAUAUUUUUUUAAUAGUGGGCGCGGGCCACCCAUUUUUUCUAAAGCUUUUUUUGUCAGAAGAAGUCCGUUUUCAAAAUUUGAUGAAGCCAGCGUUUUGGUAAGUAUUUUUAGGGACAAUUUGGGUUUUGGAUAUAGGAAAAAGAGGGCGUGGACCGUUCAAUUUUUUCUCAAGUUGCUUUUUUGUACCAGGAAGUACUACUUUGAAAAAAGGAGGCGUGGCCCGCCCAUUUUGUUCUCAGAUCGAUUUUUUUAUCAUUAGAAGUCUACACACCGAAUUUGGUGAAGCUAGCUUGCCAAGAAGAAGAAAAUUUUUUGCCGCUAAAAUCCCAAUUUCGGCCAUAGUGCAUUGAUGACAUAAUAGUUUUCGGCGAAGAUAUAGAAAGCCAUCUCCAAAAUAUUGAACAAAUAUUUCGCACUCUCAAAGAAGCAAGUAUAAAAGUUCAACUGGACAAGUGCGAAUUCUUCCGAAAUGAAGUCGGGUUCCUAGACUUUAUUAUUUCACCAAGUGGUGUAAAAACCAAUCCUUCAAAAGUUGAAGCUAUACAAAAUUUCCCAUGUCCGCCGCUUCAUAAGGGAUUAUGCUAAAUUAGCAAAGCCCGCCACUUCGCUCUUAAGAGGGGAGGAUGGACGCAUUUCAAAAAAUGCAUCCUGUAAAAAGCAGAUAACUCUCAAUAGCGCAGCACUAGAAGCCCUCAAUAAAAUAAAAUCCUCACUCGUUUCAAAGGAAGUAGUUCUAGCAUAUCCUGACUUUAAUAAAGAUUUUCACCUCACCACUGAUGCAUCUAAUUAUGCUCUCGGAGCAGUCUUAGAACAAUCAGGCAAACCCAUAGCAUUCAUAUCCCGUUCACUAAGUAAACCCGAAGAAAAUUACGCCGCAAAUGAAAAAGAAAUGCUGGCAAUAAUAUGGGCACUUAAUAGUUUCAGAAGUUAUUUGUAUGGUUCACCCAAAGUAAUCAUUUUCACAGGCCAUCAACCCCUAUCCUAUGCAUUAAGUAAUAAAAAUUAUAACGGAAAAAUGAAAAGAUGGAAAUGUAUCCUCGAAGAGUACAAUUACGAAAUGAAAUACAAACCAGGAAAGACAAACGUUGUAGCCUGACGUUAACGCCCUAACGACUACUGACCAUAGCGACGAAAGUUCCGCACAUCAGCUCGUCCCAUCCCUGAAGCACCCAUAAAUGCCUUCAAAAAUCAACUAUUCAUCUUAAUCGGUGACAUAGAUAACUAUAUGUUUGAAAUACCAUUUCCAUGUUUCCAUAGACAUACAAUUACAAAACGAGAAUAUUCGACACAGGACGGAACACUUAGACUAAUACACCUCAUUGACCUAGACCGUUACGAACAUUUCCUGACAGAAACUUAUAAUGAAAUAACCACUCAAGUCCCUAAAGAUAACUUCCUUUAUCCUAUCGUCAAACAUAUGUAAAACUACCCAAACUUUUGAAAUCCUCAACACCCUUAAACAGGUAGAAAACAAAAAGAAGAGGAGAUCAAUUGACAUAUUAGGAACGGCAUGGAAAUACAUCGCCGGAUCUCCUGAUCAUAAUGAUCUUAAUAUUAUAAAUGACAAUUUGAAUAAUCUGAACCAAAAUAAUAAUAAUCAAAUAAUUAUUAAUAAUUUAUUUGAAAAACGUAUAAAUAAUAUAACAAAUAUUGUCAAUAAAAUGUUAAAUACCAUAAAAAAGGACGAAGACACUAUAACAGAAAUUAUGAUAAAUUUACAAAACAGAAUAAGAUUGAUCAAAGAAGAAUUAAUAAAUAUAAAACAUGCCAUCCAAUGGGCAAAACAAAAUAUAAUAAACUCAAUACUUUUAAGCAUUGAUGAAGUUAAAUUUUCUAUUAAUAAACUAAAGGAGGAACAAAUGCCUUUUAAAACUGCCGAAGAGGCACUGAAAUUCUCAAAGAUAAAUGUACUAAGCAAAGAUAUGACGAUUUUAUAUAUGAUAAUAAUUCCGUUAACCUUUUAUGAAACAUUUAAAAAAAUAAUUAUAAGACCUGUAAAGAAAGAAAUCAAUUAUGUAAUGAAAACGGACUAUAAAGAAAUUCUUAAAGGAAAAAAUAAAAUAUACGGAAUUAAAAAUGAAUGUGAAAAUUUUAACGAAAUAGCAAUUUAUAAAGAAAUUAAUCUAAUAGAUCUAAGUAAAGACGAUUGUAUAAGUAGAAUAGUAAAUAACUUAAAUUCCACAUGUACCAUAACAAACGGGAAUCACGUCCCCACAAUCGAAGAAACAAAAACUGGAAUAAUAUUGCUGAAUAAAUUGAAUGGAAAAAUAGAAGCCGAUGGGGAAACUAAAGAAAUAAAUGGAACACAUGUCAUAAUAUUUUACAACUCAACAAUCAAAAUUAACAAUCAAAUAUUUAGCAAAUUCGAAGCAAAAACAAUUGAAGCCAUUCCCGCAAUUUUUCAACCAGCCCCAACAGAAAAAGAACGUAUUGAAUUGCUAUCAUUGGGAGCUUUAAAAGAAUUACACCUCACCAACAUCAAGCGGAUAAAUUCUCUUAAGAAAGCUACACUAUCUAUUGGCAGCCUGAUAUCGGUAGCUUUAACUACCACCAUAAUAAUUUUUAUCUUAUUACGGAAAAAGAAGAUUGAAAUACAAUAUAUAGAAAAGGAGAUAAUAAGACCUAACAUGAGUCAAAUAGAUACCCUUCCAGAAGAAACUCAUAAUAUUCCAAAUUAUAUAAAAUUUAACGAUCUACCUUUCUAUUGAUGAUCGAGGACGAUCAUAUUUAAGAGGGGAGGAGUUAGCACAGCACUUCAGACAAUUCCCACCAUCGGUCAGCAACUCAGUACGAAACUCGAAACCCAGCAAUAGCUGACGUCGCAUCAGCAAUAUUAGCGGCUUCACACGCGCAUCCGAUUAACUGCUGACUAUAGGGAACGUGACCCGGUACAAGCGUAGGUUUAAUUUAGACUUAAGGUAAGAAUUGUAUUCAGUCUUAAGACAACAUUUUUAUAAUAAAGACGCGCACGCGAGUCCGCUAUCCCUUUUUUAAAAAUCAAAACCACAAACUAAUGGUUUAAUUUACAUACAUAUGUAUGUACAUAAACACACGCAAUUAAAUGCAAUGUGCAUCUAAUAAUAAUAAAAAUGCAUGAGACACAAAUCAUAAAUUUACAGAAGAGAUAACAUUAAACACACACACACAUGUAUUAAAUUGUACUCUUGAAAAUAACCCCAUGUCAAGCAGCAAUAAACAAUAUGCUGCAAUAGAUACAAACAUACACACAUGCACAUAUAUGUAUUUAGUUAUUUAAGAUAGUUUUAAAAUUUGUAUAUAAGCAAGAAAAAUACGAAAUAAAAUCAGAAUGAAUACGUUCUCCCUGAAUAAAAGUCUUUCAUUGCCCCCCACCGGAGGUAAGGAUUGUAAGAAACUAUA
This is a messenger RNA of Bactrocera dorsalis (oriental fruit fly), 3471 nucleotides long. RefSeq lists its product as uncharacterized. The transcript is spliced from 2 exons. The coding region runs from base 1755 to 2801 and encodes 348 amino acids. The record is from RefSeq and is a predicted model, not a curated record. Lineage: Eukaryota; Metazoa; Arthropoda; Insecta; Diptera; Tephritidae.